Messenger RNA from Raphanus sativus (radish), 1363 nucleotides. RefSeq names its product FCS-Like Zinc finger 10. Lineage: Eukaryota; Viridiplantae; Streptophyta; Magnoliopsida; Brassicales; Brassicaceae. The record is from RefSeq and is a predicted model, not a curated record. Bases 261 to 1088 code for a protein of 275 amino acids. The transcript is spliced from 3 exons.
ACUUGCAUUUGUGUGAGAACUUAACUUAAAACGUGAGUUCAAGAGAGAGAGAGAGAGAGAGAGAGAGAGAAUCUGAGAAGCUCACUGCUUCGCUGAUUUUGAGGAAAGAGAGAGAGAAGAGUACCUCACAAGACUUUGCACAAAUAUUAAACGAAAACUUCUCAUUGUUUGUCUUUCUUCUUCAUCUUCAUCAGACAACACAUCCUUUGUCAAUAGAGUUGAAAGUCCUGUUUAAAACCCCAGACACCAGAUCAAUAAUCAUGUCUCAACAACCAAACUCCAAGUCUCUGUCAGAUUACGAAACAGCUUGGAGCCCAACAUCUCCUCUGGAGUUCAGAUUGUUCUCGAGUUUAGGGAAUCCCUUUGGUGGGUCUUCUUCUCUGAGGUCAAUCACGAGGAUGCAUCAGAGGAGCUGGGAUUCUGGUAAAGUAGGCUUGAGGAUUGUGGAUUCUCUCGAUGAUCACCACACUGAUUCCUCAAGGAUCCUUCUCCCAUCGCCUGAUAGUAAAAACAUGAUCUUUGGUUCGUUGAUGAUGAACCCCUUUGCCAAAUCUCCUAUCCAAAAGGAUGAUAAACCUAACAUCAUUGAUGCUUGUCAACAAGGACCACUUAAUGAGCAGCUUAUUGAAAGUGAAGUUGAGAUCGCAGAGGAGGAGUAUACUCGUGUUAUCUCGCAUGGUCACAACCCCAAAACCACUCAUAUUUUCGGGAGUCAGGUUCUGGAGUCGCUAGAGCACGAUGAUGAGACGACGAAGAAAGUUUGUUGUGAAGACAAGAAAGAGAGCAUUUUUGUUAUUGCUCCUCUUGACUUGACAACGAUUGCUGAUACUGAUGAUGAGUUACUACCUCCUCCCAGUGACUUCUUGAGCUUCUGCUCCUUGUGCAGCAAGAAGUUGGGUAUAGGGAAAGAUAUAUACAUGUACAGAGGAUACAAAGCUUUCUGCAGUAGCGAGUGCCGUUCAGAGGUGAUUCUUCUAGAUGAGGAAAGGGAGAAGGAAGAAGAUGAAGAAGCAGCCAAGUCUGACUCAUCUUCAGACAAGGACCUCACCAAGAAGAAGAGCAACGGUGUGAUCUUCACCGUUGGCUGAGAGGUCUAAAGGCACCCCACCAUUUCCAUGAUCGGUUUUGAGUCCAUUAAAAAAGGGGAAGGGUAGAAGCUUGAGCUGAUCAUCUGUUCAAAAGAAAAAAAAAGGAGCUGCUGGUUUCUCUAAAUCAAAGCGGCCAUGGAUGAUCAUUUUUUUUGUAUAUUGCUUGUGCUUCUGCUACCUGACAAAUACAUUAUUUGGUCUCUCAAUCUUUCAUGGCUAUGGUGGGUGUUUAUUGUUAUGGAUCUUUAUAUAAGUAUAUGGUUCUCUUAUUCAGA